UCCGGUUUGAGAUUUGUUAUUGUUGAUUGAAAAGAUGAUGUCAUCAGGUGAGAUCAUGUUGUUUGGAGUUAGAGUGAAGGUUGAUCCAUUGAGGAAAAGUGUGAGUAUGAAUGAUCUGUCACAUUACGUACAGGCGUGUGAUUCGUCUAGUAAUCAUGUUCCUGAUGCGGUUGCUCUGGAUUCUGGUUAUGCAUCCGCUGACCAUGCUGCUCGAAAUAACCAGUCGAAUGGCGGUAGAGAGCGUAAACGAGGGGUACCAUGGACAGAGGAUGAACACAAGCUAUUUCUGUUAGGGCUGCAGCAGGUAGGAAAAGGGGACUGGAGGGGGAUCUCAAGGAAAUUCGUGAAGACGCGUACGCCUACUCAAGUAGCAAGCCAUGCUCAGAAAUAUUUCCUACGUCGGAGCAACCUUAAUCGUCGUCGUAGGAGAUCCAGCCUCUUUGAUAUCACUACUGAUUCAGUUGCUGACACCCCAAUGGAAGAACAACAAGUCCAUGAAGUUAAUAACAGUCAGCCUAUGCAACCACCUAUGCAGUCUUCACACCAGAUAUCACCUUUAUCAAUGGCUGUCUUCCCAGCUGCUGUUGGUCCGGUUUCAUCGUCGCUGUCGAUCAAGAAUCAAAUGGAAACUGUAGCUUUCAGUAAACAUGAUCGAUUCAACGUUGGACCAACGCCACCCGUUCGCCCAAUCCCCGUUCUUCCAACCCUCAACUUAUCAACAAGAGCAGAUAAGUAUUUGGAUCAGAAACGCGAAAGGGAUAUGUUGUCGUUAUCUCUCUCUCUCAACCUGUCGCUGUCUUGUGAUCACAACAGUGGGGCGGGUUCUUCAGGGUUCAACAAUAAAGAUGGUCUAAUUAGUGUUGGUUAAACAUCACUCCAAUCUAAUCCUUGUGAAGACCAAGGUUUCUUUAACCUAUCAUUAUGCUUCAUGUUCUUUAUAUUUAUUUGUAUUGCUAUUAGAAAAGAGGAACAU
This is a messenger RNA of Helianthus annuus (common sunflower), 973 nucleotides long. RefSeq names its product transcription factor MYB1R1. The record is from RefSeq and is a predicted model, not a curated record. Lineage: Eukaryota; Viridiplantae; Streptophyta; Magnoliopsida; Asterales; Asteraceae. The coding region runs from base 35 to 868 and encodes 277 amino acids. Gene Ontology annotation, molecular function: DNA binding. The transcript is spliced from 3 exons. Gene Ontology annotation, biological process: response to ethylene; response to auxin; response to gibberellin.